CCCCAAAAACUGUGACGUAUUUCCGGCAUCAUGUCAGCUUUCUACUGAAACCGCAUGGCUAUCAACACACAUUACCACAAUUAAAUAUAUAUAUUCUCGAGUCUGGCGGUUUCAGUGAUGAAGUUUGAGUGACAGAAGACGUCCAGAGAUGGCAGAAGUUGUACAAGAGAAAAGUCGUGGCUUGAAAUUUGCCGAGCAGCAACUCCUGCGUCACGGCUGGGAACAAGGUAAAGGACUGGGGCGAGCUGAGAACGGCAUAUCAGAAGCUAUCAAGGUCAAAGUGAAAUGUGACAAAGGAGGGGUUGGUCAUAAGGAAGGGGAGCAGUUCACCUUCCACUGGUGGGAUCAUGUCUUCAAUAAGGCUUCCUCCAGUCUGCAGGUGGAGUCUGAUCAGAAUGGUAUUACACUGAAGAAGACGGUGGAGGAAGAUCAAGAAGAUGGGAUGAUCUCCAAUAAAAAGCCACGGAAGGCCACGCUGGCUAAAGCCAAACUUUAUGGAUGCUUUGUCAAGUCGGCCACACUGCUGUCUGGUCAGGAGCAGCCGGAGCCAAAGUCUUCCAACUCUGAUGACAGCAGUAGCUCAGAUGAGGAGGAAGAGGACCAGAAACUGGAUCUCUCCAGCACCACCAACCUUUCUGAUGCUGAUCUGAUGAAGGCUUGUGGAGGAAGAACGGCUCACAAAGGAGCCAGGCAUGGCUUGACUAUGAGCGCCAAGUUAGCCAGGCUGGAGCAGCAGGAGGCUGAGUUCAUGGCUAAGUAUGGCAAAAAGAGCCAACCAGCAAGUGAUUCACCAGUUUGUGUUUCACCGUCCUCCCAGUCAGCUGACCAGAGAGCGGAGCAGCAGGAGGAUAUGACAGAGAAGUGUAAAAAGAUGAAGAAGAAGAAGAAGAAAUCCACUGUGAGCAUUGAGUUAAAUGGUGAUGUAGCGUCUGAAAGCUCUGAAACAGAUGUUAAGCCCAAAAAGAAGAAGAAGAAGAAAAGGAAAGCCAACGAGGACACAGAGGAAACAACUGAUGCAGUUCCCGCUGUGGAGGAAGUGAUCUGUGUAGAAAACGGUGAAGCGGACCAUACUCAAAAAACAAAAAAGAGAAAACAUAAAAAGAAGGAAAACAAAGCAGAGCAGAACGGAGAAGAACCUUUACCAGAGAGUACUGCUGAGCUUCACACUGACACUAAAGUGAAGAAGAAGAAAAAGAAAUCCUCCAAACAUCACAGUGAGGAAAUGGAGAGUAAUGAUACAGAAUCCAGCCCAUCAGAGCCGGUCCAGGACUCUGUUUCAAAAACCAAAAAGAAAAAAGCUGCAGUUGUUUUGGACGAAGCAGAAGUUAUAGAGGAAGAUUUUCCAGUAAAGCAGAAACGGAAAAAGUGUAAAAAGGACAAAGAGUUUAUAGGUGACAAUAAAAACGAAGAGGAGCUUCCUCCAAAGAAGAAAAAGAAAAAGUCCAAAGAGUAGUUUUUCAUAAAAACAUGCUUUGGACAUUGAUAAGCAGAUUUAUGGUAGCUGAUUGUGGAAGUGAAUCAGCUCUGGUGCGUAUGUGCCAAACAUAGACUGUAUGGAGACUCUGCUCUUUGAUUUAACAAGCUUGUAAAUUUAUUUAGAUGUUUUCUAUCGAUUGGAAAGUACUUUAAUAUCAGUAAUUCAGACCAGUAACUCAAUAAUGACAUCCAGCAGUUGUGCCUCUUCUGCCUAUUAAACAUUUUCAUCUUGUAUGGAACAGAUGACUAGAUUAUUUUAUUCAAUCAAUAUUUACUGUAAGCUGUUAAAGCUGUUGCAGAUUUCAAGGUCAAUUUGAUUGUUUAUUCCAUUGCUGGUGAUACAGAUAUUUUAAGAUUGUUGAUUGUAUACAAGAUGAAAUAAGUUGUAUCAGUCAGUUCAUCUUUUAGUUUGAUGUUAAUCCACACAGUGCAACAGCGAGAAGCGUUAGACGGUGAUAGACAGAUGGUUCAUCCGAUCACCUGCCAAGUAUUUUUUGAAAGUGCCUGUCGUUUUCUAAACAGUUUCUGAAGAUGACUUCUCAGAUGGUUCUGUGUAACAAACCAUCUGAGUACACAAACCCAGCUUUUCUGAACUGACACAAGAAAUCAAGUCGAUGUUGGCAAAUUAUUAAAGCUGGAGCCAGUUAAUACAAAGUUGCCUGUAUUGACCACUUCAAGUAAACUUGAUGCAUUUUAGAGGACAAUUAAUAUAAAAUGUCAAUAAUUCAGUGUACUUUCUGCAUCAUGAGCAACUCUUUUUAAUCUUGACAACUGUGCUGUGUUUUUACUGCAAGGAUGUAAGACAUGCAAAUUAAAUGAUGACACAUCAAA
This is a messenger RNA of Thunnus maccoyii (southern bluefin tuna), 2307 nucleotides long. RefSeq names its product G patch domain containing 4 (gene gpatch4). Gene Ontology annotation, cellular component: nucleolus. The transcript is spliced from 8 exons. Gene Ontology annotation, biological process: regulation of ribosome biogenesis. The record is from RefSeq and is a predicted model, not a curated record. The coding region runs from base 149 to 1453 and encodes 434 amino acids. Lineage: Eukaryota; Metazoa; Chordata; Actinopteri; Scombriformes; Scombridae. Gene Ontology annotation, molecular function: nucleic acid binding.